Seriola dumerili (greater amberjack) is the source of this 2984-nucleotide messenger RNA. RefSeq names its product integrator complex subunit 6 (gene ints6). Gene Ontology annotation, biological process: snRNA 3'-end processing. Bases 258 to 2873 code for a protein of 871 amino acids. Lineage: Eukaryota; Metazoa; Chordata; Actinopteri; Carangiformes; Carangidae. Gene Ontology annotation, cellular component: integrator complex. The record is from RefSeq and is a predicted model, not a curated record. The transcript is spliced from 18 exons.
AUUGUAAAAAUUAUCAAUAUCCCUCGUGAAUCAAUAACCUGCCCCUAGGGUUUGAGUUUUUUAGUUUAGUUUGCCCGGAAAGGGCUUCUACACUCACUAUUCUUACACUUUUUUGAAAGAAUGUGUGAGACAGACAGUUAGCCAGCUAGCUAGCUAGCUGAGAGGUGAUACAGGCGGCAGGAGAACAAAAGAUUUUUUUGCGUUUUGGCCGGUUGUACUGACACCAAGUCCAUGCAGAACGUGUCAUUACCAUCACAAUGCCCGUUUUACUUUUUCUGAUAGACACGUCCGCUUCAAUGAACCAGCGCACCCAUCUGGGCACUACCUAUCUGGACAUAGCAAAAGGCGCUGUUGAGACUUUUAUGAAGCUCAGAGGGAGAGAUCCGGCGAGCCGAGGGGACCGGUAUAUGUUGGUAAAUUUUGAAGACGUUCCCUUCGGGAUAAAGGCUGGAUGGAAAGAGAGCCAUGCCACAUUCAUGACAGAGCUGAGGAACCUCCAAGCAACUGGACUCACAUCUAUUGGCCAGUCCUUGAGGACCGCUUUUGAUUUACUCAAUCUCAAUAGAUUAGUGACUGGGAUAGACAACUAUGGACAGGGAAGGAACCCCUUCUUCCUCGAACCCGCCAUCAUAAUCGCCAUCACGGACGGCAACAAGUUGACAAGCGGCGGCGGAGUCCAAGACGAGCUCCAUCUGCCUCUGACCACCCCGCUUCCCGGUAGUGAGCUGACCAAGGAGCCCUUCCGCUGGGACCAGCGUCUGUUCGCUCUGGUGCUGCGGAUCGCUGGCAACGCUUCGGUGGAGCCCGAACCCCUCGGAGGCGUCCCGCCCGACGAUUCUCCCAUCACCCCCAUGUGUGAGGUCACUGGAGGACGUUCCUACAGCGUGUUUUCUCAGCGUAUGUUGAAUCAGUGUCUGGAGUCUCUGGUGCAGAAAAUUCAGAGCGGAGUGGUGAUAAACUUUGAGAAGACGGGACCUGACCCUCCUCCACUAGAGGACGCUCCAGCUGAGGCGGUGAAGUCUGGUCCGCAGCCUUGGCACUGCUGUCACAAGCUGAUCUACGUACGACCCAACCCUAAAACCGGUGUUCCCAUUGGUCACUGGCCCAUCCCCGAGGCCUUCUGGCCGGACCAGAACUCCCCCACGCUGCCCCCCCGCUCAGCCCACCCCCACGUUCGUUUCUCCUGCCUGGACGCCGAGCCCAUGGUGAUAGACAAGGUGCCCUUUGACAAGUAUGAGCUGGAGCCUUCACCGCUCACACAGUACAUUUUAGAGAGGAAGUCCCCGCACACCUGCUGGCAGGUGUUUGUAUGUAACAGUGCCAAGUACAGCGACCUGGGCCAACCCUUUGGCUACUUAAAGGCCAGCACAGCUCUCAACUGUGUCAACUUGUUUGUGAUGCCCUACAACUACCCCGUACUUCUGCCACUUCUGGACGACUUGAUCAAAGUGCACAAGUUCAAGCCAACCAUCAAAUGGCGGCAGUCCUUUGAGAACUACCUGAAGACCAUGCCUCCAUAUUAUAUCGGGUCUUUGAGGAAAGCUCUGAGAAUCAUGGGAGCGCCAAACCUGCUGGCCGACAACAUGGAGUACGGCCUGAGCUACAGCGUGGUCUCCUACCUGAAGAAGCUCAGUCAGCAGUCAAAGAUCGAGUACGACAGGCUGAUCGCCUCGAUUGGUAAAAAGCCACCGCCAGAGGCCGGCAUCAAGGUGCGUUGGCGGGGCGGAGGUAUAUCUCUGGCCCAGCGCAGGGACUUCAUCCAGCAGCUGCAGAGUCUCACAGGAGAGGCACCGACUCUGCCCCUGGAGCUCAACCCCAAAGAGUUUCAAGGCUUUCACCUGGCACUGCUCAACAAGGGCCUGAAACCUCAGAGCUUCAGGAAUCCCUACGACAUCCCUCGCAGCCACCUGCUGGACCAGCUGAGCCGAAUGAGGCGAAAUCUGCUCAACACCAGCGUCUGUACUCUCAGAGGGCAGGACUCAGACCAGCUCCACAGCGUGCCAAUCGCCCAGAUGGGCAACUACCAGGACUUCCUCAAAGCUGCUCCUCAGCCUCUUCGAGACGCAGACCCUGAACAGCCCAAACGCCUGCACACAUUCGGCAACCCCUUCAAACUGGACAAGAAGGGCAUGAUGAUCGACGAGGCGGAUGAGUUUGUGACCGGCCCACAGAACAAGGGCAAGAGACCAGGAGACAGCAACAACAUGCAGGGUGGAGGCCCCAAGAGACGCCGCUGCAUGUCGCCUCUGCUGCGCCUGGGCAGGGCUUACACGCCUCCAGUAACACCCCCUGCCAGCCCUCGACCCACAGCAGACAUGGACAUGAACGACGGAGCACCUGAACCAGACAUCAUCAUCAACCACCUCAAUCAGAACCACUACGGCUCAGACAGCAGCUCGGACUCGGAGGCCGAUCAUCCCUCGGGGCCCGCCAACCACCAGGAGAACCACACAGCCACAGAUCCCCAGGACCUCCAGCACAGUGACGAGGAGGAGAACGGGCAACCCCGGGUGGGCGAGCUGCUGCCGGGCAGCGAGGAAGGCAUGGAGGUGGUGCUAGUCGAUGACCAGCCGCCCCGCUACCUGUCACCUGCAGCUCUGAAGAAGCACAUUCACAACGAGACGAUGAAGGUCAACAACGAGCUGAGGGCGCUCAUCACCAAGGAGAUCAGGAAACCCGGCAGGCACUAUGAGAAGAUCUUCCUCCUCCUGAAGCAGAUCCAGGGCACUCUGGACACCCGGCUCAUCUUCCUCCAAAACAUCAUCAAAGAGGCGGCCAGGUUCAAGAAGCGCGUUCUCAUCGAGCAGCUGGAAAACUUCCUCGAGGAGAUCCACAACAGAUCCAAUAACAUGAACCACGUGGACACGCUCUGAGUCCGGCUCAUUCCCAAACUGAACUUACUGAUAAUGAACCCGACAACCCUCCACAUCCUUCUAACCCCCCACCCCCUCCCCAAAUCCUCCUGUACCGGGGGGGGGGGGGGG